AGGUGUGGGAGGCCCUGUCGGAGGCCAGCGGCCAGCUCUGCAGCGGCGUCGCAGACGCCUCGGCGGGCGUCAUCGGCCACAAGUACGGGGCGCAGGCGGAGGAGGCCGCGAGGGACGGGAUGCACGCCGUCGGCAACGUGCUGCAGAUGAGGAGCUACGUCACCAGCGCGGUGGUGGCGCCCAUGAUCGCUGCCAAGUCCGCGCGGGAAGCUCUCGCCGAGGACUUCCUCGCCUCGAAGGGUGCUGCGGAAACGCUGCCUCCCGCCGCCCUGCUUGAAGACGCACAAGAUGGCGCGUCCGAGCAGGGUGCUGGCUGCUACUGAGCGCGGCGCCGGCGCUCGUCUGGUCCGCUCUCUUGUUUCAGCCUACAGGAGGGGGAGUUGGAGGAGG
This is a messenger RNA of Prorocentrum cordatum, 390 nucleotides long. The record is from the annotation of a GenBank genome assembly. Lineage: Eukaryota; Dinophyceae; Prorocentrales; Prorocentraceae.